AUGAGGAAAAUAGUCUUUCUCAUCACUUUAUGCAACCUUGCCCUUCUCAUCGAUUUACUACUACUAUCAAAGAUUGUAAUAGCAGAACCAAGGGCCAAGACAAUCCUGGUAACAUGUGGCCAUGAACCAGAGCACAAUACUACUAUCUUUGUUCCGAACUUUGUUGCAACUAUGGAGAAGAUCAGUGAUAAGAUGCGCAAAACUGGCUUUGGCACAGCAGUUGUAGGGACAGGACCUGAUACUAACUAUGGCCUGGCCCAGUGUUAUGGAGAUCUUUCAUUGCUUGACUGUGUAUUGUGCUAUGCUGAAGCACGCACGGUUCUUCCCCAGUGCUACCCUUAUAAUUCUGGUCGCAUUUUCCUUGAUGGUUGCUUCAUGAGGGCUGAGAAUUAUAGUUUCUUUAAUGAGUAUACAGGACCAGGAGACAAAGCUGUAUGUGGGAAUACAACCAAGAAGACUUCAAGUUUUCAAGCAGCAGCAAAGCAAGCCGUUUUAAGAGCAGUUCAAGAUGCACACAACAACAAAGGAUAUACAAGUGGGAAUGUAGCUGUGGCAGGAGCAACUGACCAAUAUGUCUAUGUUCUGGCUGAUUGUUGGAGGACUUUGGACGAAAGGUCUUGCAAAGCAUGUCUUGAGAAUGCAUCUUCUUCCAUUUUGGGAUGCUUACCCUGGUCCGAAGGGCGAGCCCUCAACACCGGCUGCUUCAUGAGGUACUCAGACACAAAUUUUCUUAACAAGGAGCAGGAAAAUGGGAGUUCAAGAGGUAAUGUGGUAGUAAUAGUGGUUGCAGUAAUUAGUUCGGUGAUUGUUUUGGUGGUUGGGGUAACUAUUGGAGUUUAUAUAUGGAAACAAAGAUACAUUCAGAAGAAACGAAGAGGUUCAAAUGAUGCAGAAAAGUUAGCAAAAUCACUUCAAAACAAUAGCUUGAACUUCAAGUACUCUACAUUGGACAAGGCCACUGGAUCUUUUCAUGAAAAUAACAAGUUAGGGCAAGGAGGAUUUGGAACAGUUUAUAAAGGAGUUCUAGCUGAUGGAAGAGAGAUUGCUAUCAAGAGGUUAUAUUUCAACAACAGACAUAGAGCAGCAGAUUUCUACAACGAAGUCAACAUAAUUAGUAGUGUGGAGCACAAGAAUCUGGUCAGACUGUUGGGAUGCAGUUGUUCAGGACCUGAAAGUCUGCUGGUAUAUGAAUUUCUGCCCAAUAAAAGUCUUGAUCGCUUCAUUUUUGAUAAAAACAAGGGCAAAGAAUUGAACUGGGAAAAGAGAUUUGAAAUUAUCAUCGGGACAACCGAAGGACUAGUUUAUCUGCACGAGAACUCUAAAACAAGGAUAAUUCACAGAGAUAUAAAAGCCAGCAACAUCCUAUUGGAUGCAAAGCUUCGUGCUAAAAUUGCAGAUUUUGGUUUGGCCAGGUCCUUUCAAGAGGACAAGAGCCACAUAAGUACAGCUAUUGCAGGAACAUUGGGGUAUAUGGCUCCUGAGUACCUAGCUCAUGGUCAAUUAACAGAAAAGGCAGACGUAUAUAGUUUUGGAGUAUUGCUGCUAGAGAUGGUCACCGGUAGACAGAACAACAGGAGCAAAGCAUUAGAUUAUUCAGACAGCUUAGUUACAGUGGUAUGGAAACAUUUUCAGGCAGGGACUGCUGAACAAUUAUUUGAUCCAAAUCUGGAGUUACAGGAAGACCACAACAGCAACGUUAAGGAUGAGAUUUUGAGAGUGGUUAACAUAGGACUUCUAUGCACCCAAGAGGUCCCUUCUUUACGACCAAUCAUGUCGAAGACAUUACAGAUGCUAACAAAGAAGGAGGAGACUCUUAUUGCUCCCUCUAAUCCACCCUUCCUAGAUGAGAAUACCAUGGAACUUCAUGACACAAGUGGUGACCCAUUUUAUCCACUUAAUGCAUCUGAUUCAAUUGCUACUAUGUCCCAUAGCUCUUUUUAUCCCAGGUGA
Messenger RNA from Sphenostylis stenocarpa, 1950 nucleotides. NCBI's taxonomy places the organism in Eukaryota, Viridiplantae, Streptophyta, Magnoliopsida, Fabales, Fabaceae. The record is from the annotation of a GenBank genome assembly.